UCUCUCUGUCUCUCUCUCUCUCUGACCUCUCUCUCUGACCUCUCUCUCUCUCUCUGACCUCUCUCUGACCUCUCUCUCUGACCUCUCUCUCUCUUUUAAGAUAAUAUGGAAAAUGUGUACAACAAUAAGACAACACGACACCAAGCUUCUAUUGGCCGAUUCCUAGCCUGAUCCGAGAUAUGUAUCUGAAGACAAGUCAGCUAGCUUUAGCCAAGUUAUCUAAAGCUAAUCAGAUCUGGGACCAGGCUAUCUGAUUCCUUGUCUGUCUGUCUGUUGGCUAGUGUAGGGAUGAAUAAUGUCAGUGUGGAGCUGAAACCUUAAGGAAGCAUGUUAAAUAUGUCUCCACUGCCUCUGCUGCGUCAGACCCUUUCGGUCUGUCUCUCUUCUUCUUAAGAUGGUGAAACCUCUCCUUUGGCAGGCGAUAACUCGCUUCCCUGUUUUUACGUCCCCUUUUUAUGAUGUAAUGGCCAGCUCCAGUCACUUCCUGUUGAAAGGUCAGAUGGAUGGUGUCCUAUGGAUUCUGUAUCAUCACUUUACACAUGGUCUUAUACUCAACAGUUAGGUAAAGCGUUUGUUCUGUAAAGGAAGACCCCUGAAGCGGUGUGGAGCUUCAACAUCAUGUGACAACAGUUUCAUAUCAGUUGGAUAGUGGAUUGGAAUUUCACUUCAUACAAAAAGACUGAAUUAUUGUGUGUGGACAUUGUUGUUUUUCAGAGGCACUUAUUAACCCCGAGUAGACACACCCACCCAGAGUGAGCUGAGCCCAGUGGGCAGCCUAGGGCAAGGUCCCCCCCCCCCCCCCCUCCGGGUGCACCUUUUGGUUUUUGCCCCUAGCACUACACAGCUGAUUCAAAUAAUCAAAGCUUGAUGGUGAGUUGGUUAUUUGAAUCUGCUUUGUAGUGGUUUGCAGGACAGAGGUUUGGCCAGCAGGGGGGAGGCACUGACGUGUGAAUGGUUAGUCAGGCUGAGCUCGGAUGGCUACAGUGUGGUUUAGUACCAGCCAGACAGCUAGCUCUGGCGCCCCCUGGGUUUUCCUAACACAUCCACACAGCAGUCAGCCAUAGGGCAGGUGAUGCACAUGGAAUACCACUGACUUCCAAAGACAACAGGGACGGGUGACAAGGCGAGGUCUCGCUGUCUUUCUCCCCUCCUCCCUCUCUUUCUCCCCCCAUCCAGCCCCUGAAGAACUCGGCUCUCCACUAGCGCUUUAUCAGCCUGUGUGGAUCCACCCAUCCCUUCAAGAUAGGACCGGUGGUGUAGCCAGCGUGUGGAUCCACCCAUCCCUUUAAGAUAGGACCGGUGGUGUAGCCAGCGUGUGGAUUCAACCAUCCCUUCAAGAUAGGACCGGUGGUGUAGCCAGUGUGUGGAUCCACCCAUCCCUUUAAGAUAGGACCGGUGGUGUAGCCAGCGUGUGGAUUCAACUAUCCCUUUAAGAUAGGACCGGUGGUGUAGCCAGCGUGUGGAUCCACCCAUCCCUUUAAGAUAGGACCGGUGGUGUAGCCAGCGUGUGGAUUCAACCAUCCCUUUAAGAUAGGACCGGUGGUGUAGCCAGCGUGUGAAUCCACCCAUCCCUUUAAGAUAGGACCGGUGGUGUAGCCAGCGUGUGGAUCCACCCAUCCCUUUAAGAUAGGACCGGUGGUGUAGCCAGCGUGUGGAUCCACCCAUCCCUUUAAGAUAGGACCGGUGGUGUAGCCAGCGUGUGGAUUCAACCAUCCCUUUAAGAUAGGACCGGUGGUGUAGCCAGCGUGUGGAUCCACCCAUCCCUUUAAGAUAGGACCGGUGGUGUAGCCAGCGUGUGGAUCCACCCAUCCCUUUAAGAUAGGACCGGUGGUGUAGCCAGCGUGUGGAUCCACCCAUCCCUUUAAGAUUGGACCGGUGGUGUAGCCAGCUUGUGGAUCCACCCAUCCCUUUAAGAUGGGACCGGUGGUGUAGCCAGCGUGUGGAUCCACCCAUCCCUUUAAGAUAGGACCGGUGGUGUACCCAGCGUGUGGAUUCAACCAUCCCUUUAAGAUAGGGCCGGUGGUGUAGCCAGCGUGUGGAUCCACCCACCCCUUUAAGAUAGGACCGGUGGUGUAGCCAGCGUGUGGAUUCAACCAUCCCUUUAAGAUAGGGCCGGUGGUGUAGCCAGCGUGUGGAUCCACCCAUCCCUUUAAGAUAGGACCGGUGGUGUAGCCAGCGUGUGGAUUCAACCAUCCCUUUAAGAUAGGACCGGUGGUGUAGCCAGCGUGUGGAUUCAACCAUCCCUUUCUAACAAGAUAAAGGGAUUCACCAUUCCCUUUUAAGAACAAGGGUGGAUUGUGUUUAUUCUUCCGAAGGAGACGGUAUCUAUGUGGAUCCACCCAUGGUUGUAUUGACAAGUCAUCGUUGUCUUUCUAAAGGAGUAGUCCCUACGAUUAACUCUUAAUGCCGUCUUAUCUAGGGGAUACCCUUGUAGUACCUCAGUAACAGAUAUUGAAUGUACGUUCAAACCCUUUUCUUUUCCUGUACAGCUUUUCUAGUGACCUCUCUGCUAUUCCUGGGAGGGUUGUGAAAAUUGUAGCACUGACGACGAUCAAUAAAGACCCCACUAACUCAAUGACCAAACUGGAGAGGAUUUCCAUUCAAUCUGUCUUCAAAACCAGUUACUUCUCUCUCUGCAUUUUGAUCUGUUCUACUUCAUUUGUUUCUCUGUGGAAAACGAGCACAAUGCUUUCCCGCGAUUUUUAAUUGGACACCAGAUUCCGUCUGACAAGUUUCUUCAACCUCCUGUUCUACAGAACAAUGUAACUUGGAGGAAAAUUCAAAGCGUCAGCUUGAUCUGUUAGUUUCCUUUUCUAGAAUAUAGAACUAGAUGCCUUUCUCUUUCCCCUAAUGCUGCUCUAGCUAUUGUGCAUGUAAGGUAUUUUUGGAGGGUAAAUGCUAUUGGCUUAAAGAUUGUUAUGUUGUUGUCCACCCUUUGCUCCCCAGUGCUUUACCCUUAACCCAAGUUGCCAUUUUGUGGUGGUCAGUAACCAGUGAUGUACAGUUUUCCCCUACCUACCGGAGUCUGAGGACAUGGGAGUGUGCCUGUGUCCAAACAUUAUAGGCUCCUGUCUCAUGUGAUUUUUAUAUAUAUAUAUAUAUAUAUAUAUAUAUAUAUAUAUAUAUAUAUAUAUAUAUAUAUAUAUAUAUAUAUAUAAAAAUGUAAUAUCCCCAAUAGUUUGUAUUAUGAGCGUAAAUUGUGAUCUUACAUUGCCGUUGAUGAUAUUGAUGACAUAUUUGGGUUGUUUUCAGUUCAGCACUCACUGUGUUGUUGAAACCAUUUGUUUUCUUUGUUUUGUAAUCUAUCUCUGUGUUCGACAUGUUGUACUGAAACAUUUCAGAAAAAAAACAACCUUUUGAAACGUUUUGUGAAAUGUUUUUUGUCCUAGCCACUCUGCCGUACGUAGCGUAGCCGCCCUAUCCAGCCGGAAACCUCCGGGCCUUAUCUCUCCCUAUAAAGUAGCUGUAGAGUUACCAUGGAAACACUUACUGCCUUAAUCACAGUUGACCACAGUAGGUGAGGUAGGAGACAGUCACAAGUCAAUCUAACAACUAACACUUUACAGUCUGUAUUCAAUCAAUACCGGUGAAAGAGUUUUGCCGGAUUAUUCAAAAGUAACUCUGAAAAAAGCACAUUUGAAUUGAUAUGCAGUUGUCUUUUAGUUUGAAACAGCAAAUUAUUUGUUGAGUACAUCAAUUAAAAUAUGCAUUAUUUCAGUGCAGAAUAAAAAUGUCUGACUUAACCAUUUUGAUUGAAUAUGCCCUACAUGUAACCCAGCAGGUCACUGGCAGUGGUACAGACUGAAGGGAAGUCCACCUGAUAUUUCACUCUGGGGUGUUAGAAUGUUCCCCCUCUGAAAGGGUCUUUCAUGGCCAGCCCCGAACCACACCAAACACUGGGGUGGUCUGGCAGACAUGCAGCAAAUGAUGGACAGAAUUGGUCACUUUAAUCUCUCAGGGUUCAAAUACAAACAUACCCUCCUGCACUCUUUCUCCAUCCGUUUCAUGUUCCCACCCUCCUGCACUCUUUCUCCAUCCGUUUCAUGUUCCCACCCUCCUGCACUCUCUCUCCAUCCGUUUCAUGUUCCCACCCUCCUGCACUCUUUCUCCAUCCGUUUUAUGUUCCCACCCUCCUGCACUCUUUCUCCAUCCGUUUCAUGUUCCCACCCUCCUGCACUCUUUCUCCAUCCGUUUCAUGUUCCCACCCUCCUGCACUCUUUCUCCAUCCGUUUUAUGUUCCCACCCUCCUGCACUCUUUCUCCAUCCGUUUCAUGUUCCCACCCUCCUGCACUCUUUCUCCAUCCGUUUCAUGUUCCCACCCUCCUGCACUCUUUCUCCAUCCGUUUCAUGUUCCCACCCUCCUGCACUCUUUCUCCAUCCGUUUCAUGUUCCCACCCUCCUGCACUCUUUCUCCAUCCGUUUCAUGUUCCCACCCUCCUGCACUCUUUCUCCAUCCGUUUCAUGUUCCCACCCUCCUGCACUCUCUCUCUCCAUCCGUUUCAUGUUCCCACCCUCCUGCACUCUCUCUCCAUCCGUUUUGUGUUCCCACCCUCCUGCACUCUCCAUCCGUUUCGUGUUCCGACCCUCCUGCACUCUCUCCAUCUGUUUCGUGUUCCACCCUCCUGCACUCCCUCCAUCUGUUUCGUGUUCCCACCCUCCUGCACUCCCUCCAUCUGUUUCGUGUUCCAACCUCCUGCACUCUCCAUCCGUUUCGUGUUCCACCCUCCUGCGCUCUCUCCAUCCGUUUCGUGUUCCACCCUCCUGCGCUCUCUCUCCAUCCGUUUCGUGUUCCACCCUCCUGUGCUCUCUCUCUCCAUCCGUUUCUUGUUCCACCCUCCUGCGCUCACUCUCUCCAUCCAUUUCGUGUUCCACCCUCCUGCGCUCUUCCCUCUCCCUUUGUGCACUGUGAGUUGUGUAUUUGGUUUUACUGUCUCUUCUGUUCUUUGGCACUGACAUCUAACCUUCAUCUAAUAAUGAAUGAAUGAAUGUUUUAAAUGAGCUGUGUGUAAUGGUGAAAUUUGGGAAAUGUAUUUUUACAACAUGUGAACAUGAUUCCUUUUGGGGGGGUCUUUCACUCACUCUUGUCGUGAAUUAAUUGAUUUUCUUUCACCAGACUGCAAAAUCAAUUUAAUAAAAAAUAGAAGAACAGUCUCCUGUAACUAGGCUCCUGUAACUAGGCUCCUGUAACUAGGCUCUUAUGCUUUAUUUUUCUUUUGUUUACUUUUUUUAUUAGAAACAAUCAUGUUUGUUUCCGAUGGUAAACUCCACACCGUAUUUUAAUAAAAUUCCCAAAAUGAACCCUU
Oncorhynchus kisutch (coho salmon) is the source of this 5303-nucleotide messenger RNA. RefSeq lists its product as uncharacterized. NCBI's taxonomy places the organism in Eukaryota, Metazoa, Chordata, Actinopteri, Salmoniformes, Salmonidae. The coding region runs from base 3916 to 4953 and encodes 345 amino acids. The transcript has 2 exons. The record is from RefSeq and is a predicted model, not a curated record.